GCCGCCGCAGGUGCUGCUCGUACGUGGGGCGGCGCGGCGGCGGCCCGCAGGCCAUUUCCAUCGGCAAGAACUGCGACAAGUUCGGCAUCGUGGUGCACGAGCUGGGCCACGUCAUCGGCUUCUGGCACGAGCACACGCGGCCCGACCGCGACCGGCACGUCGCCAUCAUCCGCGACAACAUCCAGCCAGGAGUACAACUCCCUCAAGAUGGAGCCCGAGGAGGUGGAGUCGCUGGGCGAGACGUACGACUUCGACAGCAUCAUGCACUACGCGCGCAACACCUUCUCCAGGGGGAUCUUCCUGGACACCAUCCUGCCCAAAUACGACAUCAAUGGGGUCCGGCCCUCCAUAGGGCAGCGCACGCGGCUCAGCAAAGGGGACAUCGCCCAGGCGAGGAAGUUGUACCGCUGCCCCGGACAGCCAGGGCAACUUCUCGUCGCCGCAGUUCCCCAACGGCUACCCGGCCCACGCGCACUGCGUCUGGCGCAUCUCCGUCACCCCCGGGGAGAAGGUGCCACCCCAAACUGUGACCCCAAACCUGAGACCCCAAACCUGAGACCCCAAAGCCGCGACCCCAAACCUGAGACCCCAAAGCUGUGACCCCAAAGCUGCGAC
Molecule: messenger RNA, 615 nt
Organism: Lagopus leucura (white-tailed ptarmigan)
Lineage: Eukaryota; Metazoa; Chordata; Aves; Galliformes; Phasianidae
Product: bone morphogenetic protein 1-like
Exons: 4
Coding region: 208-600 (130 amino acids)
Biological process (GO): proteolysis
Molecular function (GO): metalloendopeptidase activity
Source: RefSeq, a predicted model, not a curated record